UUAGGAAGAAUUUUUUUACUGUGAGGGUGGUGAGGCACUGGCACAGGUUGCCCAGAGAAUUCUUGAAUGCCCCAUCCCUGAAGGUGUUCAAGGCCAGGGUGGAUGGGGCUUUGAGCAACCUGAUGCAGUGGGAGGUGUCCCUACCCAUGACAGGGGUGUUGGAGCUGGAUGACCUUUAAGGUCUCUUCCAACCCAAACCAUUCUAUGAUUCUGUCUAAAAUGAUCAUGCAUUCUUUCUGCUUUUCCAAUUAGUAAGACAUUUUUAUUGACAUGUUUUGAAGAUGAAGCAAUACAUAAAUAGCACAGAGGUGUUUUCUUUUUUCCCCAGUAAAAGCAGAAACUCAGAAGGAUGCUAACUGAAAUGGCCUCAAAAUACACUACAAUACUCUCUAGGGUAUUUUUAAUUAAAUUAUAUAAUCAAGUCCUUGAUUCUGUAUCAUCAGUUUUGUGCAUUAAAUCUGUACCAGACUGUUACCAUUGCAUUCAUUCAUAAAUGAAUUGUGAAGGAAAGUUAAAUGUAAGUGGAAUUAAAAACAAUAUAAAAAAUCUAUUUAUUUAUUGAAAGUUAAAUUGCAUACCUAGACUCUCACUGUUAAGCAGUUCCUGUAAAGCAGAUAAGAGGUUUCAUCAAAGCACAGUUUAGUGAGUAAAAGUGUCCCAGUAUUAGCAAGUAACUGACAAUAUGACUUAGAAUGGCAGGUGAACAACAAGCUAUAGAAGUUGGUAGUUCUUUAACCUGAUGAAGAUUGUGGGCAAAAUAAUCAUUGCAGGUUGUACAGCUAGCCAUAAACACGUGCCAUCAUAUUCCCCAAAGUUAAGAAAAUAAAAUAAGCGCUGUCAGGGAGUUCUGAACCAAUUCAAGGGUAGGAAAUUCAGAGUUAAGAGAGCAUUAAAGUUGGACACUGUUAAAAAAGAUAAUCCAUCUGAUAUGACACCUAGGAAGUCCAGAAAGAAAAAUCUAAACUGUUAUUCACCAACAACAGGAACAUGCCAAAUGAGUCCAUUUUCAUCUCCCACAAGUAAUAAUCCACAAGAUCUCCGAAUUCACCCAUCACAUGGAGAUGGAACUAAGCAGAACAAUUCAGGAAGCGGAUUAUCCAGAAGAGGGCAGCCUCGAACAGAGGAGGAUGCGUUGAUGGAAUUGCAGUCCAAAGUGAAAUGUUCAUUGGUUAGAAUUCUGAAAAUAAGAGAAAACCUGAGAAGCCUAAAGGCUUUGGAGGGCAGCAGAGAGCUUGGAAAUGUUAUUGGUAUCUCGGACUCGGCUGCCGUCUUGAGUGCUGAGCUGCAGAAAACCCAAGUGCUGAUGAGCCAAGCAGAACAACUGCAGCUGUUGAAAAGAAACCAGGGAAAUCUUCCUGCCCGAGAGCAUGUGCAGACUGCCAGUAGCUCCGUGUUCCUGAAGUCACUCCUUGACUGAGGCAUUAUGUGAGAAAUGCAUUCCACAUCAACCCGAAGUUCUACAUCUGUUUGACUGUACUUAAAAGGAGAGAAGAAAUGAGUGUAAACCUAUCUCCCUGGCAAAUACCAGUUCGGGAUUGCUCGUUGCACUCGGCAGGUGCACAUCUAAAUAAAAUGUCUGGCAUGUAUUUAAACUGAACAACGUGCACAACCAGAUAAUCUCAGUGUAAAUAAUACAUCAUGGCCAGUUUAUGCAAGCGUGUGUACAAAAUACUGAUGUAGGUUUGCUGCUGCGUGGAAAGUAAACUGCAUUCUCUGCGUGACUGUAUUUUCUGCAUGCUCUUGCUACAAAUACAUAAUAAUUAUAGUGCCUUAUUCUUAAAAAAAAAAAGAAGAAAAAAAAAAGAAAGAAAACCAAAGCAGCCUAACCCUGCCUGCAAGAACUGGGUGAGAAGAAACUCAGUUAAAAGAUGAACUUUGGAUCUUAGGCCUCCAGUGGAAAAAGGUUGCUUUCGGGGGGGGGGAUGUGGGGGGGUGCAUGCUCAUUUAAUGAAUCCAACAUCCCCCCCAAAAGCCAGUAUAACAUGAGUUGAAUGAAUGCAUCGCUUUGCGAUGCAAAUUUAUGUUUGCCUACAAAUUUAUGACUUCUUCUCAUGAUGAUUGGACUCAAAAGCCAGGGGAAGCUCUCCUGCAAGGAGUUAUUCCAAGUGCUGAACAUGUCUGAGUUGUUUACAAACACCACCCUCCUGGUCUGCGGCUGCCAGAGCCAGAGCAUUGCUGCCAUCGAGGAAGCAGUUUCCUCUGAAGUCAGCCCAAGCCACGUUAUUACAAAGGUAUAAGGUUCAAGCCUGGAGUGUUAAAACAUGCGGCUCUUAAAAUAUUUGCCUUUUAGGUCACCACUUCAGUUUAGUGUUGGUGUUUAAUGAUAUCUCAAACAGUCUCUGUUCUUUUUCGCUAUCCUCAAUCGCACUGCUCCCACCGAGCACACCCGGACCCUCAGAGUGGUGAGUGCAGUGCAGCCCCUCAGGCUGACAGAGCAGCAGUGGGAGUUUUUUCUUUUCCAGAAAGUUCAACCUAAACGCACACGGUGGAGCAUCCCUGCUGCCUCUGCAAAGUACUGUUACUCAAACAGCUACAUGAAUUUUUACAAUGAACACUGAGAACUGAAAUGAUAAAUGCUUUCCAAUGUGGGGUUAAACAUGUGCGCACUACAGCUUUGGGAGUUUUUAAUUAAUAAAAAUGGGUUUUUACUUUAAUACUUGUGCGGUCUGAUUGGAAAGAGGGUCAGCAAUGGUUUGAAGGGACUUGUGAGCUACUCUUCAAUUUCCACACCAUUCUCACACCUUCUGUGCCGUUGGUUGUUGUAUGUGUAAGAUUCACCAGCUUCGUACGAUAAUGGAGGGUGAGCCUGAGCCAGCAAUAGUUUCCAUAACCUGCCCGUAACCUCUGUUGAUGGAAAUUAAAUAAUUAUUGAUCUGAAGAAAGCCUGUAAACAAACUGCACGCCAGUCUAAAUCGAGCUGUUCAGUGUAGUCUUAGAAGACCAGAAUAAAACUUUUACAGAAAAGAACAGUAAAGGUGAUGAUGGACAACAAUAAGUUACACCUGUAACUUACACAAUGGCAGUUACUAAAUACCAUGAAAUUUGGUAUUUGACCUUUUUAGGGAAAUACAAAAUUAUAGACUAAGCUCCCGCAGCAAACACUCCUCAUAGAUGCCUUGGCUACUUAAGCCUUUAGUGUUUCUUUGACCUCCUGGCAUACGAGGCUUUUGCCUUUCAGAAACAGCUGGGGCUGUUAAGAACCAUUUCCAGUUCCACAUGAGGUGGAUCGUGUGACUCGCAGUUUAUCGCCGCUGGAGGCCACCUCAAGGACAAAGAAAAGAGAUACACGCAAAACUAAUGUUUUCAUACAGGCAGGAAGGACAGCACCAGAAUCUCAGGAUGAACACUGGGGAACAGGCUAACUAGAAGCUGAAAUUGUUCUGCUUGCUUUAUCUUGAUUGACGUUUCACACAUUAUUUCAUUGGCAGUCUCACUCAGCCCUGCUGGAAGGGAACGCUGCAUUUUUUAGCUUUCGCAGCCUCUGGGAACAAAGAUUCCUAUGUAGUGCCUUGCCAUACAUCAGUGCCCCCCGGCCCACACUUCCAAAAAGAAAGGCCAUGCUGUGGGCAGAGCUCUCGCAUGCCGUGGUUAGUGUCACACCCUCAGAAAAAUUCUAAAUCCGUGUGAAAAUAUUUCAGUUUUGUUCUUUGUAGAGAGCCUUUACAGUGCAGGCAAAGCGCUGAACUAUAGUCACCAUGAUCGCGUUACUGUUACUAUUCAAGCACAGGUUUUGUAUUUUGUGUGAGCUGCCACUGCUGUAAACUUGGCCAUGGUUACUUUUUCCACAACACAUAAAGCUGGAGAAACUGAAUAAAUAUACUCUGUGUGCAGACACAUAACGUGCAGUAUUCCUAACUCGCCCAGUUGGAAGUUCCCGGAACAGCUGAUUCACACACUCGCAGCCGAUGCUGCUGAGACCGCCCAGAACACACUGCUGGCAGUGACGGUUUGGUAUGCGGCACAGCGCAGUGAGGUCAGGGGAGAAGCCUUUACAACAGGGAUGGGGUUGCUGCUUUAUAUCUAUAUAUACACAUAUGUAGCAUCAGAGCAGAAUUAAUGGAAGGGAUAGACUGACUCCUAAUUAAACCAUACUGCCAUGACUUGCUUUAUGAUUUAUUUUCUGACUACAUGCUUUGUUAUGUAUGUAAUUAUUCAAUUGAUUUGUACUCUCUGAACUAUGGGUACUAGAGGCCAUACUGCACAGGGGGAGAAACUGCAGUUCAGUUCAGUUCACAUCUGCAGAUUAUGAUACAGUAUGGGGUACUUCCAUUGGGGGGUUCAGCCCUCCUUUUUUUUCUCCUGAAGAGCCAAAGAUCUGCUCUCAGACUGCACUGCAGUACCUUGGCUACCAUCUCGGUAGAAGCAAGGCUUUUUGGCUUUGCAGUGCUGUUAGAAACAGUUGUUGAGAGUCAUAAUACUGCAAUGGUGUUAAAACCAAAUCACAGCUGCCCAUCGACCUGCACCUGGGUCGGGGCAAUCCCUGUUUUCAGUACAGGAUGGGGGAUGACAUGAUUGAGAGCAGCCCUGCAGAGAAGGACUUGGGGAUGCUGGUCAAUGAGAGGCUCAACAUGAGCCGUCAAUGUGUGCUCGCAGUCCGGGCGGCCAACCCUAUCAAAAGAAGUGUGUCCAGCAGGUCAAGAGAAGUGAUUUUGCCCCUCUAUUCCCCUCUUGUGAGACCUCAUCUGGAAUAAUGUGUCCAGUUCUGGAAUCCUCAACAUAAGAAGGAUACGGAGCUGUUGGAACGGGUACAGAGGAGGGCACAAAUAUGAUCGGAGGGCUGAAGCACCUUCCCUACGAGGACAGGCUGAGAGAGUUGGGCUCGUUCAGCCUGGAGAAGGGGAGGUUCAGA
Molecule: messenger RNA, 4849 nt
Organism: Cuculus canorus (common cuckoo)
Lineage: Eukaryota; Metazoa; Chordata; Aves; Cuculiformes; Cuculidae
Gene: ITGB3BP
Product: integrin subunit beta 3 binding protein
Exons: 9
Coding region: 929-1417 (162 amino acids)
Biological process (GO): CENP-A containing chromatin assembly; regulation of DNA-templated transcription
Cellular component (GO): nucleoplasm
Source: RefSeq, a predicted model, not a curated record